CUGAGGACGCUGGUACAGUUCCCGUGGUUCCAGCCCACAUGCCUGUGUCGGGAGCCACGCCUCGACCCCCAGUGUAACGCCUUCAGGGACCUCGUCUUCGACCACCCCUGUGUCUUUGUCACCAGGAAAGAGGUAGACAUGCACCCGCUGCGCUACAUCCCUACCUGCGAGGAGGCCGCUGAUAUCUGCCACGACAACUCAUGGUGCAAGCAGCGUCUUGACGUGUUCAGCGCCACCUGCAAGUUCCGUAACGGCCAGUGCCACAACACGGACAGGGAGGACUGCCUGAAGGUGUGGCUGCAGCUGAGGGAGACGCCUUUGCUGGGCUGUAUCUGUCCUGACGGUCUGGAUAAGAAGUGUUCCCGCCUCUACUCCCUCGUCAACGAGAACCCUUGUGUCGGGGAGAGUUACCCGGGGCGUGUGGCACUUAUGUCACGGGUGAGUGCCGCCCUGGGCACCCAGCUCACCCAGUCCGUGCAGGUGCCUAAAGCCGCCGCAACACUCCUCGUCAUCUCCUCCUCCCACGCUGAACCUUUCUACCCUCUCUCCACCAUCCACCACUACCUCCCCGCCUCCAAGUCUGACCACAACGUGUCGCUGGAGCAGCUCAAACACGUGGCAGGUACCUGUCACUCAGCGCUCGAGGACUGUGUUGCUGACUCCGGCUGCAGAAGUCACUUGGAGAUGGUAAGCAGCCACUGCGACACAGCUUAUUGUCACAAGGACGCCUGCAGGAGUUCUAUCCAGGAUAUUUACAAGUUCCUGCUGGAUAUUAACCAAGAUCUCGCCCUCAAGAUUGCUCUCUGUGUCUGCAGCAAUAAGAGUCAGGCGCGGUGUGUGCGCGCUCAGCGUCGCCUACACCCGCCCUGUGCUCAGUUGUCCGAGUCUGUGUCUGACAGUCAGUGUCACAACCUGGGUCGUGACUGCCGUUCUGACCGUGUCUGCAGGUACAGACUGGAGCACUACGAACUGUCGUGUGCGGCAGAUACCAUGACUGGGAGGUGUGCAGGUCAGCACCAAGAGUGCACUAAGGCUAUGCUGGGACUCCUGGGCACUGACCUCCACACCAACUGUGUGUGUAAGGGCAGCGCCUUCCAAGACAUUAACCAGUGUCUUGCCUGGAAGCGUCUCCUCUGGGGCAACCCUUGUGUAGUUGAGUCGCAGUUGACGUACCACCUGGCACAGCUGGGGAUGGACGCUGAUGUUCUGGUGUCUUCCUUCACUGAUGAUCACCACCAGCAGGUCGACCCCCACCAUCAGGGAGAGAAGAGCCAGUCACCUCAGUACGCAGUGAGUCGUGGGGACGAUUACACUAGCCAAAACACUGGUUACGACUCACUGGACGACCAGAACGACGUUGACGCAGAGUUAGUGAAGGGAGCGGAUACCCGCCUGCAGGCUAGGAAGGUGGCCAGCACUGCUCGCAGUGAUUAUACAUUACCCAGGCUGCCCCUUGUGCCCUCCUCUACCACAACCACCACUACUACCACCACCGCUACCACCACUCUGCCAGAGAGGUACUGUCUGGUGGAACGCCCCUGGGACUCCUCAUCUCACGUCAUUGAGGCAGGAAGCAGCAUGCGGCUGUACAAGGAAGGAGAUGAGGACUGUUCUGAGCUGUGUUUCUGUGAUCUUGAGGAGCAGACAAAGUGUAUGGUACUGGAAUGCAUGGAGAACCGUCCUUGCGAGACCACCUUCGCUGUUUACAACCACAACGCUCCGGCCUACCAGGCCUACCGUGGCGAGUGCAUCUGCUACUCUGGAGAUUUUAUUUGCCAGCGGCCCAGACUAGAGGAGUACGAACUGCCAACGGGACUGUUCCUGCUGCUGGGGUUCAGCAGGACGGAGGAAGCGCUGUUGAAGAACGUGACGAGAGGCACCGCUAUCGACGCUCUUGUUCCCCUCCAACACAUCUUCAGGACCAUCUCGGCCAGCAUGGGAGAGGAGUGCCUGCUGGAGGUGUUCCAGCAGACGGAGGACAAUCUGGUGCUACAAGUGAGGCACUUCCAGGUCUCCUCCGGCGUCACCAACACCACCUACUCUCGCUACAUGAUGCAGGAGGAGCGGAACCUGUGUGAGAAAGCCAUCAACAAGAUAGCGGAGAUGAUCAACAAACGGGUGCCCAGGAUCCUCCAUGAUGUGCGUCUCUCCCUCUUCGUACUGGCCGAAGUCAUCGACAACGUGCCCAGCCCUCAGAGAAUCAGCGGUGAGCGGCCGGGUCCCUGCAGCAUGGGCGUAGGGGCGUGCUGGUGGGCGUGGGUGGCGGGCAUGACCUUGGUGCUGGCAGGGAAAUUCCACGUAGAAGAUUGGAGGAUGCCCAUCUUGUGAUAGUUUCCCCUCACUCCUUCUUGGGCCCUUGGGCAAAGAAAAAUAAUGAGGUGGAGUUUGUAAAUAGGAAUGAAGUGGAUGGAGAUUUACUUUUGAUGCGUGUGUAAAUAAGCAUAGUAGGACGAUGUUUAUAAUAGUGCAAUAAUUGAGACUUGCUUAUCCAGCUAUAUGUUAAAGUGAAGCUCCUUUGAGUUUGGCAUUACUGGGAUGAGCUAACUGCACCUUAAGUAAACUAUGUUGUUAGCUCCGCACCUCGACCAUUGGUUGCUAAUACUGUAGUCACGCUCGGUGAGGCGCUUACUGAUGGCAGUAAGUGACUGCAGUACCAAGAGACAGGCUUUGUUUACAUGUGCGUAGUACCAAGUUGUACCACUGAGUCGCUAACCGUCUGCUUCACCUAGCCUGUUCUACUAGAUCUUAAGGGGGCUCCUCAUCUGAGUCCUAACAUGGGCUAGUCCGAAUAUUACUAGACACUGAGCUGAAGCCCAGAGAGGAAAACACUCAAGCUUUAUACACGACUUCAUCAGUAUCAGUUUCCGUCAUUACCAUCAGCAGUGACUUCAAGUUGAUUUCUUGAUAUCCUUUUUUUUUCAUUUUGCACGUUGUGUGUUGGGAUAAUUUACUGAGCAAGUGUCCAGAGUGGGCGCUGCUCGAGGCUAGAGUGACACUCAGGCACGAUGGGUGGGAGGAGAGUAGUUAUCGCCCUCUCCUAUCGCUCUACCGUAAUAUUGUAUAUUGAAUACAAGGAGUCGAGGAACUCCCUUGUAUUUACUGUAUUCUAAGUAAGACUACUGUAUAACACAGACUAAAGAGGCUAGUGGUUCAGAGAGACAGUGAAGCUAGUGAUCAACAUACACAGCUUCACCACUAGACCUUCAACACUUAAUUAUAAAAUGUAUAGUUAUAUUUAAAUGUACGUUAUUAGUAUAUACUUAAGAUCUACGGGCAAUGUACAGAAAC
Molecule: messenger RNA, 3288 nt
Organism: Cherax quadricarinatus
Lineage: Eukaryota; Metazoa; Arthropoda; Malacostraca; Decapoda; Parastacidae
Biological process (GO): nervous system development
Cellular component (GO): signaling receptor complex; external side of plasma membrane
Molecular function (GO): signaling receptor activity
Source: RefSeq, a predicted model, not a curated record